AGUACUAGUCUUGGCUACAACUGGUUGACUGUCAUAAUCACUCACCAUCAGGAUCUGAAAAUCUCUAGGAACAACGGAGUUUUAGUUGGUAAUUUUGUAAGUAACUACGAAUAUAUUUCUGCCCAAAAAGGAAAAAAAAAACUACGAAUAUAUUAACCAUUUAUUUGUUAUAGCUGUUUUGCAUAAGUUUUCCAAGAACUUAAUUUCUGAACUUCCGUCACAUUCGACUAUGGCUUAUCACCAUGGUAGAGUUGAUGGUUAUUCACCAGAACCAUACCAUUUCUUCAAAGUCAUUCUUGAAAGUACCAUUCGGGAUGGCAAACUUGGAAUUCCUCACAAGUUUGCAAAAGAUUAUGGAAGUAAACUGUCAAGCCCAGUAUUCUUUGAGGUUCCAAAUGGUGAAGUGUGGGAAUUGGAGCUGAUGAAACUUGAUGGUAAAUUGUGGGUUCAAAAUGGGUGGCGAAAAUUUACUGAGAAUUACUCUUUGGAGUUGGGACAUUUCUUGGUGUUUAGAUACCAACGGAAUUGCCGUUUCCAUGUUCUCAUAUUUGAUAGAAGUGCUUCAGAGAUUCACUAUCCAUACGCUAAUAACAUCUCUACCGACAUGACAAAGAAACCAGUGUUGCAAUGUCCUCGCCCUCCAAAAAUUAUGAGAGCUAGUAAUAAUGGGUUUUCAGCUACAAAGGGAAAUGAAAAAUCUAAAGCUCUGGAGAGAGCUAGCAGUGCCAUCAAGUCUGGAAACCCAUUCUUUUUGGUUUUCAUGCAACCAACAUAUGUUGGUCUUCACUCCAAAGUUAGCUGCCUUAGUAUACCUAAGGAGUUUUCCAGGAAAUAUUUGAUGGAUCAAGGUGAUGUCAUUCUCUGUGAUUCUAGUGGGAAUACUUGGUCUGCUCAGUACCGCGCUACUCUAGGAAUGAACGGACAACCUUAUGUGAAACUCUUAAAUGGUUGGGAUGCUUUUGUACGCGACAAUAACUUACAAGUUGGUGAUGUUUGCGCCUUUGAGUUAAUCGACUGCAUUGACAUCUCAUUCCAAGUAGUCAUUUAUAGUAGUAAGAAGGCAGAUUUUCAUGGAUCGCCUGCACAAAUGGAAGCCGGAAUGACAUUGACUCGUUCCGAAUGCCUGGAACCAGUGAAGGCCCGUGAAACAGCUUUUCACAGAGAGAUGAAAGUCCGUGAAAAAGCUCUCCAAAGAGCACUGGCUUUCACAUCUGAGAAUCCCUUUUUUGUUGUUGUUUUACGACCAUCAUAUGUUCAGUCUCAUGCAUUGUGUAUAUCCAACGAUUUCACAAGGAAACAUUUCAAGACUACCCUCACCAACAUCGGUAUAGCCCUUCGUCUUUCAAAUGGGAAAUCAUGGCCGGCAGAGUACCAUCAGCGAAGCAUUGGAAAUCCAAAUGCAAGGAUCUGUAAUGGUUGGAGGGCUUUUGUUAAUGACAAUAAAUUGAAAGUUGGUGAUGUUUGUGUCUUCGAGUUGGUGAGUGACACUCAAAUUUCCGUCAAAGUAAUCAUUUUCCAGGCUAUUGCAGAUGAAGAUUCCCACCCAUCACAAGGAGCUAGUGAGGAAGCUUUAGGCUUGACAUCACAGUCUGCUAAAGCUCCAUUAAUCUUCCGACGAGUUGUGCUGCCAUUACACCUUAAGGAAGACUGUGUGGAUAUACCAUUUAGAUUUGUUGAACAAUAUUUUGAGCCCAAUGUCCAGAAGUUGAUACUUCAGGUUGCAGAUAGAACAUGGCCCGUCGAGAUAACAAGCAACCCUCGAAUUCGCAUAGCUAAGUUAACAAGCGGCUGGAUCAAAUUUGCGAGGGAAAACUCUCUAAGAGAAGGUGAUAUAUGUGUCUAUGAGCUGGAUACAGUCGACAAUAACUUGCUUAAAGUAUCCAUUUCAAAAUAUGCUAGUUAAACUGUAAUGGACAUUCCUGCUGUUUAUGGAAGCAAUCAGAAUUAAGUAUAUGAGGAGACAAACUGAAGUCCAGAAUCUGAGUAUUUAUAAAUCUCAAGAUUUUAUCACUUCUAGUGUGAUUUAAUGGAUAUGAACUAUAAUUUUACGGAAAAAAGAAUUGAUCUAAUUAGAUGAAUUGAUAUAUCCUGUGUACAAUGCACUCUUUUGUUCUGUAUGUCAUGAAUCGAUAUAUCCUUGAUUACCUACUAA
Molecule: messenger RNA, 2152 nt
Organism: Gossypium raimondii (Peruvian cotton)
Lineage: Eukaryota; Viridiplantae; Streptophyta; Magnoliopsida; Malvales; Malvaceae
Product: B3 domain-containing protein LOC_Os12g40080
Exons: 6
Coding region: 230-1903 (557 amino acids)
Molecular function (GO): DNA binding
Source: RefSeq, a predicted model, not a curated record